Messenger RNA from Phodopus roborovskii (desert hamster), 1313 nucleotides. It is a transcript of the gene Gjb5, whose product is annotated as gap junction protein beta 5. Lineage: Eukaryota; Metazoa; Chordata; Mammalia; Rodentia; Cricetidae. Gene Ontology annotation, biological process: cell communication. Gene Ontology annotation, cellular component: connexin complex. The coding region runs from base 179 to 994 and encodes 271 amino acids. The transcript has 2 exons. The record is from RefSeq and is a predicted model, not a curated record.
AAGGACACGCCUGGGCUGUUCAACAGCCUCUGCCCCAAGUAUGAGCGUUUCCAGAAACCCUUCCCUGAUUCUGACAUGAAUUCUGAUGCUUGCUGAACCCCAACUGCUGGCUUCCAGGAGCGGUACUAGGGAGCCCUGAGGAGUCGCUGCUCAGGAGCAGCCAGCCCUUGAAUCCACCAUGAACUGGAGUGUCUUUGAGGGGCUCCUAAGUGGGGUCAAUAAGUACUCCACUGCCUUUGGCCGCAUCUGGCUGUCUCUGGUCUUUGUCUUCCGAGUACUGGUGUACCUGGUGACAGUGGAGCGUGUGUGGGGUGAAGACCAGAAGGAUUUUGACUGCAACACCAGGCAACCAGGCUGUACUAACGUCUGCUUUGAUGAUUUCUUCCCUGUGUCUCAUGUGCGCCUCUGGGCUUUGCAGCUUAUCCUGGUCACAUGCCCCUCCCUGCUUGUGGUUAUGCAUGUGGCCUAUCGCAAGGCUCGAGAGAAGAAGUACCAAGAAGAAGUUGGCAAGGGACACCUUUAUCUGUACCCUGGCAAGAAGCGGGGUGGGCUCUGGUGGACAUAUGUCUGCAGCCUGUUGUUUAAGGCCGGUAUAGAUGUUGUUUUCCUCUACGUAUUCCAUGCAUAUUACCCCCAAUAUACCCUCCCCUCUGUGGUCAAGUGCCGUUCGGCACCCUGUCCCAACACAGUGGACUGCUUCAUCUCUAAGCCCUCAGAGAAAAACAUCUUCAUCAUCUUCAUGCUGGUCACCGCCGUCAUCUGCAUCCUGCUUAACCUUGUGGAGCUGGCCUACCUGGUGAUUAAGCGGUGUUCUGAGUGCAUGGAAUCGCAGCGAGCGCUCACUGCACGCCCAGAGCACGACCCAAACUGGGCCAACUCUUCCAGCAAACAGAAGGACUUCCUUGCAGGAGACCUCAUCUUCCUGGGCUCAGACACCCACCCAACUCUCUCACCAGACCACCCCAGGGCCCAUGUGAAAAAAACCAUCCUGUGAAGGGUCCCUAGGCUGGAUUGGCAGGGUGGGCAUGAAUUGGAAGGUUCCAGUGACUCUCGUGGAUGUAUCUGGUCAGGGGAAGAGCUGAGCUGGAACUGGAGGCAGCUUGGAAUCCAAUUGUCCCUCUGCUCCAGGCCACUUGUCUCAGCUGAGUGGCCUUCAUUGAAUUACCCCUCUGUUUCAUACCUCAGUUUCCUUUUCUGUUAAAUAAACAUGCUGAGUGCCACUUAACAGGGCUUCAUGAAGGCACAGAUGAGCAAAUGCCUUCCAUAUGUGUGGCCCAGGGUGAAAAAUUAAUAAAGAUAAAUGUGUUCACAGA